Messenger RNA from Triticum turgidum subsp. durum (durum wheat), 1041 nucleotides. The record is from the annotation of a GenBank genome assembly. NCBI's taxonomy places the organism in Eukaryota, Viridiplantae, Streptophyta, Magnoliopsida, Poales, Poaceae.
AUGCGCUGCAUCUGCUCGCGUAUAUUCCUCAGUUACCUCAUAAUAUGGAUUGCUUUGCUCGAUCAGCUGACUGCGAUCCUGUUUGCUGCUGUAAAUGCACAGACUCGUGAGGAGGUCGCUAUCAAGAAGAUUGGUAAUGCGUUUGACAACCAGAUCGAUGCCAAACGCACUUUGCGAGAAGUAAAGCUGCUUCGCCACAUGAAUCAUGAGAAUGUGAUUUCAAUAAAGGACAUCAUACGCCCAACAAGGCGGGAGAACUUCAACGAUGUUUACAUUGUCUACGAACUGAUGGACACUGAUCUUCACCACCUUCUAAGAUCAAACCAGCCACUCACAGAUGAUCACUGUCAGUAUUUUCUCUACCAAGUGCUCCGAGGAUUGAAGUAUGUGCAUUCAGCAAAGGUCUUGCACCGGGACCUCAGGCCGAGCAACCUGCUGCUCAAUGCCAAGUGUGAACUCAAGAUUGGAGAUUUUGGCUUGGCUAGGACCACCACUGAGACUGACUUCAUGAUGGAGUAUGUUGUUACUCGGUGGUACAGGGCGCCGGAGCUCCUGCUCAACUGCUCGGAGUAUACUGCAGCAAUUGAUAUCUGGUCAGUGGGUUGCAUCCUCGGUGAGAUUGCUAUGAGGGAGCCACUGUUUCCUGGAAAAGAUUAUGUUCAUCAGCUGAGGCUAAUUACUGAGCUGAUAGGCUCACCAGAUGACACGAGCCUUGGGUUUCUUCGAAGUGAUAAUGCCCGCAGAUACGUGAGGUCUCUUCCUCAAUACCCGAAACAGCAUUUUGGUUCACGGUUCCCCAGUAUGUCCACUGGCGCCAUGGAUUUGCUUGAGAGGAUGCUCGUAUUUGAUCCGAGCAAGAGGAUUACUGUUGAUGAGGCUCUAUGCCAUCCUUAUUUAGCAUCCCUUCAUGAGAUAAAUGAUGAACCUGUCUGCCCAGCGCCUUUCAGCUUCGACUUCGAGCAGCCAUCAUUUACUGAGGAAGAUAUCAAAGAACUCAUUUGGAGGGAGGCUCUCAAGUUCAACCCGGAACCAAUUCACUGA